Gordionus sp. m RMFG-2023 is the source of this 953-nucleotide messenger RNA. RefSeq names its product protein diaphanous homolog 1-like. The record is from RefSeq and is a predicted model, not a curated record. Lineage: Eukaryota; Metazoa; Nematomorpha; Gordioida; Chordodea; Parachordodidae. The transcript is spliced from 5 exons. The coding region runs from base 16 to 756 and encodes 246 amino acids.
CAAAACUUGUUUUAUAUGAUUCAGAAUAAUUAUGCCGGCAACGCGCUCGGGUUCAAGGUGAGCUUCCUGUGCAAGCUCAUGGACACGAGAUCCAAAACGCCGCGAAUGACGCUACUUCACUAUAUACUGGACAUGGCCUGCAACCUGGAUCCGAACAUUCUAGAAUUUCCUCGCGAAUUGUCGGCUCUGCGAUCAGUACAAAAGAUAUCUAUGGAUAGCUUGAACAUGGAGGCCAACGAAAUGCACAAAAACGUGGAACAGCUGGAGGAAGAUGUCAAAAACUCGAACGCCGAAAUUAAGGGCAAAUUUCUAGAUUUCAUCACGUUCACCAAAAAGAAAGUCAAAGAUUUGAGAGCGGAUAUGGAGAAUGCCCAAGGAAUGGUCAAAAAAUUGGCCGGCAGAUAUUGUGAAGACGAAGCCAAGUUCAAUCUGCAGGAAUUCUUCCUGAUGUUCAACAAUUUUUGCGACAAGGUUGAACAGGCUAAAAAGGACAACAAUCAACGCAAAGUAAACGCGGAGAACGAGAUCAAAAGGCGGGCCAGACAACCCAACUUCGUGGCUUCCGGUGGCAGAUCUUCCCUUCAAGUGCACGAAGCCGAAAACGAAAACAUGGUGGAAAAGCUGCUGGCCGAAAUUCGAAAAGGAGAAUUUAAACUCCACAAACGCGAUUCGAACAACAACGGUAGGUGUUCGGUCGCUUCGACUUGCUCGUCCGUAACCGAUAUGGCUUACAACGGGGAAAGGGAACCCGCUUAAAAAUUAAACGAAUAUAAUUUAAUUGGUCACGUGAUAAUUCGAAAGAAAAAGGUCAGGAACAGGAAAAAAGGAAUAGAAAAUUCCAGAAAUCAUUUUAUUUUUCGAUAGAUAUUCGAAGGCGAAAAAACGCGCCUAAAUUAUUUAUUUUUUUUUAAAACAACAAAUUAUUGUCCUAUAAAAUAACAUUAUUAUAAAUA